Molecule: messenger RNA, 2710 nt
Organism: Stereum hirsutum FP-91666 SS1
Lineage: Eukaryota; Fungi; Basidiomycota; Agaricomycetes; Russulales; Stereaceae
Product: Zn-dependent exopeptidase
Exons: 12
Coding region: 1-2655 (884 amino acids)
Molecular function (GO): carboxypeptidase activity
Source: RefSeq, a predicted model, not a curated record
AUGGACGGCGAGAAAGCCCAGCUAGAGAAACGACUUGACUUCGAGGAAGGCGGUCUACGGGUUUCUGUCCUUGCGACCCCGGGGCUGCCUCUAAGAAUCACACACACAUUGGCUAGAACUGAACAACCACGCAGUCGUGUGCGCCGACUUCUUGUAUUUCUUGCGCUCGCUGGCUUUGUUUUCCAUGCUACUACCAGGGUGUUCAAGCAUGCUGGGGAUGAAGUUGCAUUCAGAGGACAGUCUCAUGGGUUUGUUCAUCAAGGGAAGGUCGAGCAUGGGCUGCACGGGAAGAAGGCUGAGGAACUCUUCCUAACCAUCCCCAACGAAGCAAGUGCACUGUCCGUCGCCCGACAAUAUGCUACAAAAGCACACCGCGCAGGCUCCUCUGGCGACCUCACAACCGCAAAAGACUUUUUAUCCCUCCUCCAAACCGAACUUUCCAUCUCUCAGCCCGCCUCUUUCCCACUCUUUCCUGCUGGAACCGAUGCCUCUCGUAACGCGACGUUAUCAAUCCCAACCCUCACGGAGCCCAAUGCUUGGAUCGACGUGUAUUAUCCGAUCAUGAAUACGCCGUUGGAUAGGAGCUUGCAGAUCCUUGGAGAGGAUGGGGAGACUGUGGAGUGGAGUGCGGAGUUGGAGGAGGUGCCGGAUGAGGAGGAUAGGGAUGCGUGGGAGGCGAGGGACGAGGUUCCGGCUUUUCAUGGGUUCAGUGGAGGCGGGGAGGUGGAGGGCAAGUUGGUUUAUGUGAAUUAUGGGACGAAGGCGGAUUAUGAUGCGCUUGUUGAGAAAGGCGUGAAUCUUACUGGGGCCAUCGCCAUCGCUCGUUACGGUGCGAAUCUGCGUGGUUUGAAGAUCAAAGGCGCGGAAGAGCUGGGUGCUGUUGGCUGUUUGAUAUACUCAGACCCGAGAGAUGACGGCUCGGUCAUCGUAGAAAACGGCUACAAAGCCUAUCCUUAUGGCCCUGCACGCAACCCGAACUCUGUUCAACGUGGUUCAGUACAGUACGUUCAGCUGUAUCCCGGAGAUCCGACGACACCUGGAUACCCGGCCUACGAAAACAGUACUCGUACGGACGGAGAAAACAUCCCUCUCAUUCCGAGCAUUCCGAUCUCGUGGGCUAACGCAAAAGUCCUCUUGAAGGAGAUCGAGGAAGGUGGACCAAACAGGACAGUGAAGCUCGUUAACCAUGUCAACAACACGGUCAUGCCUAUCUGGAACACAAUGGGUGUGAUCCCUGGACAUCUGACGGACGAAGUGAUCGUUGUGGGCAACCACCGAGAUGCAUGGGUGCUUGGUGCUGUUGACCCUACCUCCGGCACCGCCUCAGUUGCUGAGAUCAUUCGAGGCUUCGGCGUCCUUCUGAAAGCUGGCUGGAAGCCCACGAGGACCAUAGUCUUUGCGAGCUGGGAUGCCGAAGAGUACGGGCUUGUUGGCAGUACGGAAUGGGGCGAAGACUUCAAGGAUUGGAUCGACGAGCACGUCGUCGCAUACCUGAAUCUUGAUGUUUCGGUCGGUGGCUCACGCUUCGAAGCACAGGGGUCUCCCUCUCUCGCCCACUUUGUGCGCUCGACCGCCCAGGAGAUCACCCAUCCUACGGACCCCACUCGCACUCUUUGGGACGCACGCACCGACAACGGUCCCUACUAUCAACCCGGCGACGAUUUGGUCCAUGCACAGGCCGACGAGAGGAUGAGGACCGCGGAGGGUAGCAUCGGUGUUGGAUACCUCGGUUCCGGGAGCGACUUCACUGUGUUCCUGCAGCACAUCGGGGUUGCGAGCACGAACUACGGAUUUGGGGGAGGACCAGGCGACGCCGUAUACCACUACCAUUCCAUCUUCGACUCCGUGAGGUGGUUGGAGCUCUAUGGCGAUCCGGGAUUCACGCGCCAUGUCGCGAUCGCGAAGCAUCUUGGUCUGCAGGUCCUCCGGAUGGCAGAUUCGACGAUCUUGCCGUUUAAUACUACGCAUUAUGCGUUCGAGCUCGAGGCUCAGCUCGAGAAGGUCGAACUUUUGGCCGAUGAGUUCGCUGUCACGGUUGAUUUCGCUCCGUUGCGUUCGGCGAUUCAUGGACUUCAGCUUGCGAGUAUCGAGUUGGACAAGGCCAAGGUCAAGGCGGAGGCUCGCUUGGACCACCUCGUUGGCAGGUGGCGUAGGAGGGUAGCACGCAAGCAUUGGUUGAAGAAGGUGUGGAGGAAGAUCAAAGGGAUCUUUACGGGCCAUAGGGAUGAGUACGAGGGAAAAGGGCUGCUCGCUGGGCAUUCGUGCGCGGAAAUGCAUGCCGGUGGAAACCAUGGUCCAGACAUCGUGCACGCUCACGAGCGCGAGAACCACGGUGGUGCGAUGCUCAAGUACCAUGCUCAUAAACAUAGGAGGGGGCCUGGGAGGAAGUUCAUGAAGGCUGCGAGGGAGGUCCAAAAGAUCAAUCAUAAACUCGCAUCAUUUGAGCGCGGUUUCAUCGUCGAGGACGGAUUUGUCGGCAGGGAAUGGUACAAGAAUAUCGCGAUCGCACCUGGCAAAUGGCUCGGGUACGGAGCGACACCGCUACCAGCUUUGACCGAGGCGAUCACGAUCGAGGGGAAUGCGACGUUGGCGACGGCGGAGGCGGACAGAUUGCAGCAAGCAGUUGCAUUGAUUGCAAAGUCUCUGCAAGUUUAAGAGGUGUACUCAAACUGUUGUUGUAGUACAAGUUCUUUGCGUGUCGAAUUUAAUU